Rhododendron vialii is the source of this 2730-nucleotide messenger RNA. RefSeq lists its product as uncharacterized. Bases 37 to 2679 code for a protein of 880 amino acids. Gene Ontology annotation, molecular function: cysteine-type peptidase activity. The record is from RefSeq and is a predicted model, not a curated record. The transcript is spliced from 14 exons. Gene Ontology annotation, biological process: proteolysis. NCBI's taxonomy places the organism in Eukaryota, Viridiplantae, Streptophyta, Magnoliopsida, Ericales, Ericaceae.
AUUUUACAGACUAAUUUUGUGCAUGUCAGUACACACAUGACUCCUAAUGGAGGUAACCCUCUGGGUGAUGAUGAAAGUUUUGAUCAUGAUGAACGUAAGAAGGUUCAAGGUUCACCAACUCCAAAACAUAAAAAGGAUUAUAUUCAAGCCCGCAUAUCCCUACGUUCAAUUGUGAAGAUAAUAAGCAAAUUAAGCCUUGAACAAAGUGAGGCUAUUAGGGAGAUUGGAUUGGGUGGCCUACUGGGGUUGAGAUGUAUGAAACAAGAUCACAUCUUGACUCGAUGGUUAAUUAAAAACUUCGAUCCCGAAAGUUCUUCAAUGGAUGUUCAUGGACAACAACUUCUACUUACACCGGUUGAGGUUCAUAAUGUAUUGGGUAUACAAUGUGAGGGUAAGGACGUACAGCUCAAAGGGUCAAGGGAAGGAUUUAUGGAUCUCUGUAAAAUGGUUGGAGUAGUUCAAGGCUCUAUUCCUUUGAAGGGAUUGAAAGACUAUCUAAAGGAAACAAAAAGUGUUGGAGAUGAUUUCAAGAUGAAAUUUGUCCUCUACGUGUUAGGUGCGUUCUUAUGUCCAACAACAAAACCUGCGCUCAAGAAAUCCUAUCUCCAUGCUAUUAAAAAUGUCGAAGCCAUGAAGGAGUGUAAUUGGGCAAAGCUAACCCUUGACUUCCUUAUUGGCAGCGUUAGAAAAUGCAAGCAGAAAGGUCAUCUAAGGGCAAACGGAUGCUUGCUUCUUUUAGUGUUGUUUUUCUUAGAUCAUGUUACGACGAAGGAGACAUGCACACCUUGUCCACGAUCAACUCCUUCCUUGGCUCAUUGGGGGGAUGUAGAAAUAAGUGGUACUAUGAGUCUGCUUGGAGAUUACCAAAACAAGAAGGUGUAUAUGAAGUUCACCCAUAUUGAAAAACAGAACCAAGCAUCUCCUGAGAACACAAAUUUUGAAGAACAGAACCAAGAAUCUUCAAAUGACAAAGGUUUUGAAGAACAUAAGCAACCAUCUCCAAAGACCACAUGCAUCUGUAAUGAUAGUCGGAUAGCAAAAGUUGAGUUUGAGCUGGCUGAGUUCAAGAAAAGCUUCGAUCAAUAUCGUUAUGACGACAAUCGGAUGACAAAAGUUGAGAAAGAGAUGACAGAAAUGAAGAUGAUAUUCAUUGAAAAUCAUUGUGAUGGCGAUCGGAUGGCAAAAGUGGAGAUUGAGCUCGUUGGGAUGAAGUCACUUUUAACUCAAAUGGUCAAUAAAGUUUCUGGAAAAGAAACUGUUUCACUCCAACCGGUAGAAGUGAACCUUGCGCCCAAAAAAAAGCCUGAUGUCACUAUAUCCAUCGACACUAAUGAAAGUUGUCUUCCAUUCCAACCGGUGGAGGAAGUGAAUGUGAAGUCCCUCGUUAAAAAGCAACCCGCCCAAGGUCUGAAAAGAGCAAGAACUUCUGGAAUGACGGAUUUGAAUACAAUUUCUGCCGGUGUAGAUGUUGAAAUUGUUGAUCCAAUUGCAAGUCGAAAAAAUCCACGCAUUAAAAAGCCAACCAAACAACUUCGAAGGUGUUCUUCACGACUUGUCGAAUUUGAUUCAUUUUCUCAAAAUGGUAUUGGUCGUCCACAAACUCGACCUUCCAAUGAGUUGAAGCGAAGUCAAUAUUUGUGCUCACCUUAUAUCCCUUUGGAUAUCGGGAUGAAAAGGAUGAAAGGCAAUAAAAAGGCUACCAUAACGAAGGUAAAUAUGGAUGAAGAAUCUGAGCUUGAUUCAGACGACGUCAAAUGCCAAAAGAUUAGCACUGCACUGGAUUUACUUUGUGCAACAUUUAAUGGUCCCUCCAUUCCUAAGAAGUCACUUCCACAGCCAAAGCCAAUACCUCCACAUCCUCUAUCAUCAGAUGAGAAGGUCCUUGUGGCAUAUUGUUUUGAUAAAGAACUAGAUCGAGACCUCUCCUUCAGUGAAACUAUUGUGAGUUUUGCGAUAGAUCUUGCUACCCGUCGAGAUUUGUGUUCAUUAAAGCCGGGAGUUUGGUUAGACAGUUCUAUUAUUACUCUUGUGGCAGUGCAACUAACAAGUGUGCAGAAGAAGAGACAUCAAGAUAAGUGUCACACAACUUGGUACUUGCCAACUUACAUUUCGCAAAGGAUUAUUAAUGACGAAGUCAGUGAAGAUGAGUACCCACCUUUAGCACAGUGCUAUUUCGGUGAGACUAAAUAUACUGGAGAAAUUCAUGCUUGUCAGGAGAUAUAUAUUCCAAUGAACGAUGCGAACACACAUUGGUUCUGUUUAAAGUUGGAUAUGGUAUACCAAAAGAUAUAUCUACUUGACUCCCUGCCAACUUGCAGAGAUAACAGUGAACGAAAACAAAUGGCAAUAAAACUGGUUCAUGCUCUGCAUUUGAUGCUUCAAACAAAAUAUGGGCACUUUUAUGUUGCUGACGUGACUAUGUUUGAUUGGAUUACACUUGAAGAUCCUCCUAUCCAAGAUAACUCAUAUGAUUGCGGGAUGUUUGUCAUAAAGCAUAUGCAGGGCAUCCCAUUGCCAAAUGGUGUACAAGGGUUUGAUCCUCUAGAAAGGCUAAGGUUGCUGGUUGACUUGGUGAGAGAUCCAAAUAACUUGAAGUGGCCAGAGAUUUCUGUUAGAAUUGAAAAGUAUAAGCUAAGGUGGGUAUCCUCCACAUUAUAUUCCUUAGUCCCGAUAAUGUAAUCACACUAACAAUAUAUAAUUUUGGUCAGGGACAAUUUAAUUCUGGAGUGA